Molecule: messenger RNA, 3647 nt
Organism: Amphiprion ocellaris (clown anemonefish)
Lineage: Eukaryota; Metazoa; Chordata; Actinopteri; Pomacentridae
Product: NACHT, LRR and PYD domains-containing protein 3-like
Exons: 7
Coding region: 1-3153 (1050 amino acids)
Molecular function (GO): protein binding
Source: RefSeq, a predicted model, not a curated record
AUGUCCCACCUGUCCUCACCAAAUUAUGAGUCGAUCAGACAGUUUCUGAAGAUUCUUCAUUCAUACUGUUUAGCUGGGAGUGAUCCUGCAGUUUACAACCAGAGGGAAGCUGACCAAUCAGCUCUCAUUCAUGUCAGUGAUGUUGGGGAGACUUCAGAGAACAGAGAACCUUCCUCCUCUCAGACUCAGCCUCCUCUUCCUCAGACUGAAGAUGAGACUGUUCCGGUACCAGAACCACGUCCCAUCAGAUAUUACCAACAGAAGCUUCAGUCAAACUUCCAGGACACAUUUAAGGUUACAACAGAGGGGUGGGCAGCAGAUGAGCAGCUUCUGGUUGAUAUCUACACAGAGCUGUACAUCACAGCUGGCCGGGACGUGCACGUCAACACACAGCAUGAGGUCCUACAGAUUGACAAGGUGUGGAAGCCAUCAGACACAGAGACACAGAUCCAACCCAGAGACAUUUUCAAGCAUCCUUCUGGAAAAGACAUACCCAUCAGAACAGUGCUGACCAAUGGGAUUGCAGGGAUUGGAAAAACAUUCCUCGUGCGCAAGUUUGUGUUGGACUGGUCUGAAGAAAGAACCAAUCAAGACGUGCAUCUUAUUUUCCCGUUCACUUUCCGUGACUUGAAUUUACUGAAGGGACAAAAGUUUGGUUUGGCAGAGCUCAUUCAUGACUGUAUCCCAGAAACUAACGACAUCACAGUGGAGGCUCUGAAUUCCAUCUUUACAGCUCUGCAGUCAUCAGGAAACAGCAGCUACAAGAAGAGCAGAUUCAAACUGCUGUUUGUGUUUGAUGGACUGGACGAGAGUCGCCUUCAUCUGGACUUUGAUGUCAACAACAUUCGCUCCGUGGAUGUAACAAAGUCAACUAAAAUAGAAGUCCUGCUGAGCGGACUAAUCAGUGGAAAACUGUUGCGCUCAGCUCGCCUCUGGAUAACCACACGACCUGCAGCAGCCAAUCAGAUCCCUCAAAACCUUGUCAACACUACAACAGAGGUCAGAGGGUUCACCGACCCACAGAAGGAGGAGUACUUCAGGAAGAGAUCUAGAGAUGAGAAGCAAACCAGUACCAUCAUCUCCCACAUGAAGACGUCACGAAGCCUCCACAUCAUGUGCCACAUCCCAGUGUUCUGCUGGAUCACUGCUACAGUUCUGGAAGAGCUGCUGGAAACCAGAGAGGGAGGAGAUCUGCCCAGAACCCUGAGUGAGAUGUACGCAGAGUUUCUAAGAUUUCAGAUUGAUCACACACAAAAAAAGUACGGUGCAAAGAAAGGCAUUCAGUACAUUAAGUCAUUAGCUAAACUGGCUUUUGAACAGCUGCAAAAGGGCAACCUGAUCUUCUAUGAGAAAGAUCUGAGAGAAAGUGGCAUCAAUGUGAGUGAAGCCUCAGUGUACUCAGGAGUGUUCACAGAGAUCUUCAAAGAAGAGCGAAGACGGAAACAGAAAGACAAGAUGUUCAGCUUCGUCCAUCUGAGUGUUCAGGAGUUUCUGGCUGCUCUUUAUGCCCAUCUGACCUUCAUCAACUCUGGAAUCAGCCUGCUGGAAAAAGAACAACAAACAACAUCCUGUUGGUCUGAAAUGUUCCAAAGUUACUCAGCAGGUUUCUACCAGACAGCUGUGGACGAGGCCUUACAGAGUCCAAACGGACACCUGGACUUGUUCCUGCGCUUCCUCCUGGGUCUGUCACUGCCGACCAAUCAGAAUCUCCUACAAGACCUGCUGACACAGACAGAAAGUAGCUCACAGACCAAUCAGAAAACAAUCAAGUAUAUCAAGGAGAAGAUCAGUGAGAAUGUGUCUGCAGAGAGAAACAUCAAUCUGUUCCACUGUCUGAAUGAACUGAAUGAUGUUUCUCUAGUGGAGGAGAUCCAACAGUCCCUGAGAUCAGGACGUCUGUCCACAGAUGAACUGUCUCCUGCUCAGUGGUCAGCUCUGGGCUUCAUCUUACUGUCAUCAGGAGAACAUCUGGAUGUGUUUGACCUGAAGAAAUACUCUGCUUCAGAGGAGGUUCUUCUGAGGCUGCUGCCAGUGGUCAAAGCCUCCAAGAAAGUUGUACUGAGUGACUGUAAUCUGUCAGAGAGAAGCUGUGGAGCUCUGUCCUCAGUCCUCAGCUCCCAGUCCUCCAGUGUGACAGAGCUGGACCUGACUAACAACAACCUGCAGGAUUCAGGAGUGGAGAGUCUUUCUGCUGGACUGGAGAGUCCACACUGUAAACUGGAAGCUCUCAGACUGAGUAACUGUAAUCUGUCAGAGAGAAGCUGUGGAGCUCUGUCCUCAGUCCUCAGCUCCCAGUCCUCCAGUGUGACAGAGCUGGACCUGACUAACAACAACCUGCAGGAUUCAGGAGUGGAGAGUCUUUCUGCUGGACUGGAGAGUCCACACUGUAAACUGGAAGCUCUCAGGCUGUCAGGCUGUCUGGUCACAGAGGAAGGUUGUGCUUCUCUGGCCUCAGCUCUGAGCUUCAAGACCUCAAAUCUGAGAGAGCUGGACCUGAGCUACAACCAUCCAGGAGACUCAGGAGAGAAGAUGCUGAGAGCUAAAGUGGAGGAUCCAGACUGUAGACUGGAAACUCUCAGAUCACAUGAUCCAUCAAUAGCUGCAGCUGUGUUGUGUUUGUUCUCUCCAUCAGAUUCCUGUCAACUCACAGUCGACACAAACACAGUAAACAGAUUCCUCAAACUGUCUGACAACAACAGGAAGGUGACACAUGUGGGGGAGGAUCAGUCGUAUCCUGAUCAUCCAGACAGGUUUGACUACUGGAAACAGUUGCUGUGUACAACUGGUCUGACUGGUCGCUGUUACUGGGAGGUGGAGUGGAGAGGACUGGUUGAUGUAUCAGUGAGUUACAGAGGAAUCAGAAGGAAAGGAGACAGUGAGUGUCUGUUUGGAUAUAAUGAUCAGUCCUGGAGUCUGAUCUGCUCUGAUGGUGGUGGUUAUGAUGUCAGACACAAUAACAGUUCAACAUCCAUCAGGUCCUCCUCAGUCUCUCCCAGAGUUUCAGUUUAUGUGGAUGUUCCUGCUGGAACUCUGUCCUUCUACAGAGUCUCCUCUGACUCUCUGAUCCACCUCCACACCUUCAACACCACAUUCACUCAACCUCUCUAUCCUGGAUUCUGGGUUGAUUCUGGUUCCUCAGUGUUUCUGUGCUGAGUUGAGUCUCCAGAGUCUCCUCCUGGUAGAGAAACAGUGUUGAACAGAUAGUUGAGUCUCUCCAUGACUCUGUCCCUCAGAAACAUGUUUCCACAUUCAUGGAUUAAAUGUGUUUCUUUGUGAAAUCCUUGUAAAUGAUUCCUUGUAAACUUGUUCCUCUUCAAAGAUGGAAGUUGUGAUUAUUCCAGGAGCCAAAUGUGGUGUUUGCAUCUUUUUCCAGUCAAAUGUUGAGAGUGAAAAUCAGGAUGUGGUGUUUCCUCUGAUGCUCACCUGAACUAAAAGCAUUUGAGCUGCACAAAGUGUGAAAUGAGAGAGGAAGCAGUGAAUCUACAAACUGCUGACAGACUUUCACACAUUAUUGUCCAGUGAAAAUCAGGUUUUUGUGCAGCCAGACUUGAUCCUGAUUUGAGUGUUUCAGUCCUGUUCUAGUGAUGAAAUGAGAACUUCCUUCAUCUUGUGUGUGAUGGAGAAGAAUAAAGGGCUGUGGCUAAAAA